AAGGUGUAGGUGCAAAACAGUUUUUACACCUACAAACUGUAAUUCCGAAUAUUAAUCGUUAAUUAAAAAUAUUAGUUGUUAACCUUUCAACAGCGAGGUCCGAGUAUUUAUAUAAUAAUAUUUUUGGACAUUUUUAGUAACAGUGUUCAGGAUUAAAUUUAUGAAUAAUCAGGAUGUCUUGGUUCGAAGACGUAGAAUCAUCGAAUCAACGAUCAUCUGAAAAUAUUUUGGGAACUUCGCCAACCUCCUCGAUAUUACCUUCGCAUCAAAAUUCUUAUUUUGCUGGAAACUGGGACUCCUCGUGGAAUCUUAAAUGUCCUUGGAAUAAUUUUUCAAAUUCUUGCAAUUCUACACCGCUGAUCAACCCUUUGAAUGAACCUAAUUUGACACCAUCUUGCACGGGAAACUUUCAGUAUGGCGACAGUAAUCGAAACUAUAAAAUAUACAGAUUGGAGCAGUGUUCGCACCAAAAUGGCGAAUGUAAUAUAAUCGAACGAUCAACGGAUAAAAUGGACUUCGAUUCGUCCGAGCAGUCUCUGAAUUUCAUUUGCGAAAAGACUCAAGAUCGUCAAAUUACCACGACGACUACCACAGUGUUUCGUGCUUGGGAAAUUCCAUCUUUCCAAGAUGCUGAAGGAAAAAGUGAAAACGAAAUUAAGUGUUGUUCUUGGCAGGAUCCAAUAAACGAUUCCUUCGAAAAAGAAGCGUGUUCCAUGGAAAGAGAACAUGAGACGAGUAAAAGAUUGGUCGGUGAUAAGCCUCGUAAGGAAAGAACAGCGUUUACAAAGCAACAAGUCCGACAUCUUGAAUGUGAAUUCGCACACAGCAACUAUCUUACGCGUUUACGUCGUUAUGAAAUUGCAGUUGCAUUGGAUCUAACAGAACGGCAGGUCAAGGUGUGGUUUCAAAAUAGGCGAAUGAAGUGGAAGAGGACCAAAGCUGGAUUAGGAAAUGGAUCAGAAAAGCUCAAUGUUUCUUGAUACAU
Molecule: messenger RNA, 985 nt
Organism: Osmia bicornis bicornis
Lineage: Eukaryota; Metazoa; Arthropoda; Insecta; Hymenoptera; Megachilidae
Gene: btn
Product: homeobox protein Hox-A10b
Exons: 5
Coding region: 174-980 (268 amino acids)
Biological process (GO): positive regulation of transcription by RNA polymerase II
Cellular component (GO): nucleus
Molecular function (GO): DNA-binding transcription factor activity, RNA polymerase II-specific; RNA polymerase II cis-regulatory region sequence-specific DNA binding
Source: RefSeq, a predicted model, not a curated record